Molecule: messenger RNA, 1658 nt
Organism: Gallus gallus (chicken)
Lineage: Eukaryota; Metazoa; Chordata; Aves; Galliformes; Phasianidae
Exons: 4
Coding region: 693-1502 (269 amino acids)
Source: RefSeq, a predicted model, not a curated record
GAGAGAGAGAGAGCGUCUCUCCCCAGUCAGGCUGCCACGCACACCGCUGCGUGCCCUCCCGCCGGCAUAGCUCCCCCGGCUCCUCCGCUGCCUCCCGCGAACCAGCGGCGCGUAAUCUGCGUGGAAACGCCGCGUUUUAGGGCGUGAGGGCGGAAGUUUGGGUGAGCGGAGCGGCGCGGAGGACGGGAGGAGGACGCCGAUGGCAUUCAGCGUCGCAGCUGAAACUUCUUCUCACAUCCCCGCAAACAACAGUGCCGCGAGAGAAGGGAGGGCCUGGGUAAAGGAAAAUGGACGGGGGGAGAGGUGGGAAGCCGCCUUUACCCCCCACCGCGCCCCGUGCUCGCUUCCAGUCCUUUGCAGCCCCUUUCAGCCCCGCAGGUGCCGCCGAGGCACGGCUGCCCCCGUAGGGAUGCAGGACCGCGAUCCACCGCGUAACAUUUUUGGAGAGGACGAUAAACAUUUAUUUAUUUUUUUUUUCCCCCCACGGUUCUGAGUUUCCUAUUUCCCGCUCGUCAUCUGAUGAACCGAAACAGCAAAUAACAUUCAAUUAACGGGAAAAUAAAUAAAUAAAUAAAUAAAUAAAUAAAUAAAUAAAUAAAUAAAUAAGGAGGGGAGAGCGGGCGGCUCGGCGGAGCGGGGUGGGCUUUGUGCUGGGCCACGCGGGGCCGGGAUGCUCUGCCCAUGUGCGUGGGAUGCGCGGAGGCGCAGAGCUGCGCGGCCGCGGAAGGGGCCCUACCGCUACCCCUUCCCGGCCUCACCGUCGCCCCCCGCGCCGCCAUUCCCGUUCACGUUCAGGUUUAGCGGCAGGGUCACGUCCUUUGACGUCACUGUACGUCCUCUGCAUUUACAUACAUCGAAGAAAUAAGGGCAUUAAGAAAAAAAAAAAAGAAAAAGAAAUUUGCAAAUCCUCCCGCUGGCAGCAGCGGACGCAGACCCCGGCGCGAUUUCUGCGUGUUCCCGGGGAUCGCGUUUGGCGGAAGGAAGAAAUCCGGCGGCCACCUCAGCGGCAGCAGCGCAAGGAGGCCCCGAGAUGGGACCGUGGGGGCGUCGGAGGGCCGGGCUCCCUUCCUCCCUUCCUCCCGCCUCUCCUGUUGGCUGUGCCGCGCGCUAUUUUUAAUACAGAUACAUAUGUAAAGAAAAAGAAAAGAAAGAAAGCCGAAACAAAACACCCCAAAUUGGCAUUUUCGGGGUCGUGCCACAACGCGGCAGGCUGCUCUGAGUUGCCACUAUCUGGAAAAUCCGCAGGCCCCGAAUUGCAUUCCAAAGGCGGCUGGACGAUGAUGAUUACUACUAUUUCCGAAGUGCUGUCCGCGGCCGCAAUCCUCCCUGCCGAGCGCCCGGCGCUUUUCACGGAGGAUUUGGCCCCGCCGGCCUCCUGCCCUGCCCAAUCUCUCUGCACACUGUGCUCAGGGGCUGCCGGUGGAGGGAAGUAUGGCCAUGGCGAAAUGGGACUUUUCUUUCUCUCUUCCCUGCCUCCCUCCAGCAAGAUUGAAACGCCGUGAAGAGAAAUGAAAACCUGCAGAACGCUUUCCCAAAUAAUUUAGGUGAAAAUUUGAGUACAGAAAUAUGCAUAUAUAUACCCCCGUAAGAAAAAAAAAGAUGGAUUGAAUUUAGGGGUUUUCCGUCUAUUAAAAAAAAAAUAAAAAAUCGGCAUUCAA